CAGCAAACCAUUCGCGCCGUCCACAUGCCACUGAAUACAAAACAUGGGCUUAUUGAGCAUACGAAUAGCUAUUCCUACAAGGAUAUAUCUAGCCUCACUGUCUGUAUGAAUUGACUGCUAAUGCCGCCGAAACAGCUGCCUGCGGCAUUUUCAAUAUGGCCUCGCCAAUCAGGCCUCGCGCAGAGGCAUCCUUUGUAUCCCCGACCGCGAGUACACCUUCGGGGGGAUAUCCCUUCCCUGAUGUAUCGCAGAGGCAGCAUGGACCUAGGGGAACCAUGCGACGGGGGUCGACAGCAAGCUCAAUCGCGAGUAUAGGAGGAGCCUUAGACACGGGGUCGAUCAAUCAUCCUACCAUCGCUGAAACGAGUCAGAAUGCCAUCUCAACACUUCUUCAGCAUCCUAUUAUGCGCACUGGUCUCUCCGCAAGCACUGCCGUUCCUUCGAACGGCUACAAAACCCCAACCCAUCGGGAUAUCCCUCCAGUUGCGUUAACGAACAUCCCUCAUAUUGAGUCCAAAGCCUUUCAUCCAUACUUAUCACAAGUGGGGUCAAUAUACGAAGCCUUCCAGCGAGCGAAGAAUGAAGGCGAAGGAGAGGCGUCGCUCUUUCAGCGCGACAAGAAGGACAGCAGAAAUGAGGAGUGGGAGGCGAUUCUGGCCAAAAGGUUACAAAAAUCAGGACAUUCUCGUGCAGGGUCUAUGAGUUCUACAACCUCAACACCCCUAGAAACGCCGCAGCCAAAACGGCGACAUAGUGGACAACGGCGUCAAGCAGUGACGCCACUGUCCACUAUCCCGACAGUAUAUUCCGAGGAAGACUUUCAUCUGGAAAAUCCAAGAACAUUCGACAUUGUGUCAGAGCACUCUGAGAUCAUCCGAGAUCCUAACGGAGCUCCGAGUGGGAGGAAGUCAUUAGCUACGAAUGCAAUAUUGCAGGAGAAGUUGUCCUGGUAUAUGGAUACAGUAGAAGUCCACCUCAUCAACUCGAUAUCUACUGCUUCCAAGUCUUUCUUUUCGGCUCUGGGCUCCCUAAGAGAACUACACAAUGAGGCAGCAGAUUCAGUGGACCGGAUCCAGAAACUGCGAAAGGAAUUAGCCAAGCUCGACAAGGAGAUGGCAAUAGAUGGCCUGAAGGUGGUCAAUCUCAAGCAACGGCGAGAUAAUGUUCGUCAACUCGCACAGACAAUCAUGCAACUUGAAGAUAUCGUCGCAUCAGUUCAGAACGCGGAAGAUAAGGUAGAGAAAGGUGACAUUGACGAGGCCCUGGACGAGCUUGAUGAUGUCGAGCUGUUGAUGGCUGGGAAGGAAAUUGCCGCCUCAUCUCCGGAAGACAACGCGCGAUAUAGACGACGUGAUCUCCGGAGAAUUAGAGCUCUGGAGGGAGCUUUGGACGAUCUAAACCAGCUGAGAUUCCGUGCUGGCCGAGGGUACGAGACGAGAUUCCAUGGCAGCCUUCUUAGCGACAUUAGGCGACACGUCGAGCACACCGAAACCCUUGCUACGCUUCAGCGAUGGGGCAUAGCGUACACAAGACCGAAGCCGGGCCAGAGAAGGGCGCCUUCUUCAUUCCCUGGUUACAUGAACAUUGGGUCAGAACUGCGGUCCGAACUCGAAGCCGAAAUGAGAGGAUUGUCCAGAGCUAGGUACACGACGCAAGCAGCUACCACAUUCCGAGCCAUCGUUCUCAGGGAGAUGAAGAAUAUGAUCAGAAAACAGUUACCAAGCUCUAGUGAUGACGACAAUGUUUCCACGGUAUCAGCGUCAACUAUGGGAGGGAGGAGUAUGAGUCAGCAGGAGAAGUCUUCGAUCCUGGCUCGUAACUUGCGAGCCUUGGAUGCUGAAGAUUGGUAUCAAAUGUUGGCUACCAUUUAUACAAAUAUCAGCGAGGGUCUUCGGAGACUCAGUGUACAGGUGAAAAUUCUGCUGGAUAUCACAAGCAACUUACCUGAGCACAUGCUCAAGUCUCCUCCCACGAGUCCUGAUCCCGCGAAUCUCGACCGAGUACGAAGCCCAGGUCGGCCAAGAGCUACAAGUUCCGUCCAGGCAGAGAUGCAGCAAGUUCUUGAUUUGUCGAGCUUACUAGGAGAAGGAGUAGACCUUGUUCAGACGCAAAUCACCAAAGUUGUCAAGGUCCGAUCGCAACAAAAUGCCGAACUGCCACUGGACGACUUCUUGAAAUAUUUUACUCUCAAUCGACUAUUCGCGGAUGAGUGUGAAGCGAUCUCAGGUCGCAGUGGAACAGCGUUGAAAACUGUUGUUGAUUCCCAAAUCAAAGAUUUUGUUUAUCGGUUUGGCGAGUCACAGAAACAUGAUGUAAUCAAGGUCAUGGACAGCGACAAAUGGGAUGCCAAAGAUUUUGGCGAUCGUGAAAAUAAAAUUCUCAGUCGCAUCCUUGAAGGCAGCACGAGUGAUGCAAUGCCAUGGGUCGAGAGCACUAUGAUCUGGCAGCCUGCUACAAAUGGGCUUAAGGACAGCAACGGCAGUGCCACUAAUGGAUCUGCUGGUACAACGGCAAAAGUACGAAGUGCUGUCAUCGACGAGCAGAAGUAUAUUCUCCCUGAAUCGGCACUGGCCAUGCUCCAAUCAAUGGAAUCCUUCCAACACUUGGCUGCUGGUAUUCCCAGCAUGAGUCAAGAAGUGGCGACAUCACUGCUCGAAACACUGAGGUUCUUCAAUUCUCGGAGCUCACAAUUGAUCCUCGGAGCCGGGGCUACUCGAAGUGCAGGGCUCAAGAAUAUUACCACGAAACAUUUGGCACUCUCUUCACAGGCACUGAGUUUCGUCGUCGCGUUGAUACCUUAUGUGAGGGAGUUCUUCCGACGUCAUCUACCUUCCUCAACUGCCCCACACAUCAUGACCGAGUUUGACAAAGUCAAGCGUCUGUUUCAAGAGCACCAAAGUGGCAUUCAUGAGAAAUUGGUCGACAUCAUGUCGGGGCGGGCAGCGAUGCACGUAAAGUCGAUGAAGAAUAUCGACUGGGAAGAGGCAGCAAAGAACAAAGCUACCUCUGUCUCCCCAUAUAUGGAGACUCUAACCAAAGAGACCGGCACGUUGCAAAAAGUCCUGGCCAAGCAUCUGCCCGAGCCCGUCGUAGCAGGAAUCAUGGUUCCUGUCUUCUCGAGCUAUCGGGAGCAAUGGACGAACGCGUAUCAAGAGGUAGUUCUCAAAUCUGCGGCCGCAAAGGACAGAUUACUUGCUGACGCGGAUUUCUUCCACUCGCGACUGAGCAAAAUCGAUGGAUCGGGCGACUUGGGCGAGCACAUCGUCAAGGUUGUGAAAGCAAAAGAGCUAGCUAACAAUGUCUCCUCGACCACUUCUGAGACAAUUGAAAAACAGAGCGACAAAGUCGAGGCACCUCAGGACAAAAAGACUUCAGUGGAAGCCAAAGAUAAUAGGGAAAGGGAAGGGACAUAGAUCGUCUUGACCCAGUUGGAUUUGGAGGAUUGAGUAAAAGAAUUGGCUGCUAGAUAGCGGUGUUUUCUGAAAAAUAUACAGAAAAAGACCUACGUUGGCGACAGCAUUUGCAAUCAUCCAUGCCCCGACUUUGUCGAUUUGUCGUUCAAAUUUUCACAAUUCAAGGUAACAUUCAAGGUAACGCGGCGUUAUCUUCUCGUUUCUCUUUAAUCUCCUGGCGUAUGCUGCAUCGACGACAUUGAUUCAUUUGAACCGUUUUUGCUGAAUUUGUUUCAACCACAGAUGC
This is a messenger RNA of Exophiala oligosperma, 3699 nucleotides long. RefSeq lists its product as uncharacterized. Gene Ontology annotation, biological process: retrograde transport, endosome to Golgi; Golgi to vacuole transport. Lineage: Eukaryota; Fungi; Ascomycota; Eurotiomycetes; Chaetothyriales; Herpotrichiellaceae. Bases 156 to 3413 code for a protein of 1085 amino acids. The transcript is spliced from 2 exons. Gene Ontology annotation, cellular component: GARP complex. Gene Ontology annotation, molecular function: syntaxin binding. The record is from RefSeq and is a predicted model, not a curated record.